AUGUCCAGUUUAACGCCCCGUGUUGACCCCCAGCAACUGAGUCAGCUCUCUUCGCCCGUUUUUCGCAUCAUAGGACAAGUCACAGCGCAACCGCAGCGCGAUCAGAUCAUCAUUGCCAGUCCAACCACGGGAGGCGAAAUGGUGAGUCUCACAAAUGUCAGAACGCCAACCAGUGUAAACUACGAUCUACAGGAGUGGUACGAGUUCGUAUGUCGCAGUAACGACUCUGGUGACGUAGGAUUCUUGGUGCUGGACUCGGUCAAGUGCGUGUUCCCACCUGGCGAAACAAUGAGCAUAUCUGGUGUGGUAGCACUCCAGCAGCUCGCAAGCAAAUUUCCAGAGCUGACGUAG
Messenger RNA from Lachancea meyersii CBS 8951, 351 nucleotides. The record is from the annotation of a GenBank genome assembly. NCBI's taxonomy places the organism in Eukaryota, Fungi, Ascomycota, Saccharomycetes, Saccharomycetales, Saccharomycetaceae.